Exophiala aquamarina CBS 119918 is the source of this 501-nucleotide messenger RNA. RefSeq lists its product as uncharacterized. The coding region runs from base 1 to 501 and encodes 166 amino acids. The record is from RefSeq and is a predicted model, not a curated record. NCBI's taxonomy places the organism in Eukaryota, Fungi, Ascomycota, Eurotiomycetes, Chaetothyriales, Herpotrichiellaceae. The transcript has 2 exons.
AUGGCAGCCGAAGUUGCCUCCCCGGGCCCCACCGUGGACCGAACAGCAACGCAAGGCUGGGGCUCCACCCCGGCUCAAAGACACUAUGUCAAUCAAACACAAGCCUUGACGGCUCUCGACGCUGGCAUUAGACGAUCAACUGAGAUAGGUGUUCAGCAGAACAUCGCCAUCCUCGACCCUUCUGCCUUUCUCAUCGGCUUCAUACACAUGGACAACGCGUUCCUAGGUAGUAUCGACAUCAGCCAGAAGAAGGCGAAGACGGUCGUUCUCUACAACGGCAUCCCAAAUAAUGCGUUGAUCACCCGUUCUCAGCCCGGGGGUGACCUUUACGGAAUUCAAGAGACCAACGGCGGCACUGUGGUGUUUGGUGGUGGACAGCCAAUCUUUGACCCUGAGGGAUAUUUCAUUGGAGCCGUCGGCGUCAGCGGCGGCACGGUUGAGGAAGAUAUUGAUGUGGCGACCGCCGCGGCAAACAGUAUUGGAAGCACAGCGACACAAUGA